Messenger RNA from Tachysurus fulvidraco (yellow catfish), 1808 nucleotides. RefSeq names its product Cbp/p300-interacting transactivator, with Glu/Asp-rich carboxy-terminal domain, 1 (gene cited1). Gene Ontology annotation, biological process: regulation of DNA-templated transcription. Lineage: Eukaryota; Metazoa; Chordata; Actinopteri; Siluriformes; Bagridae. The transcript has 2 exons. Bases 187 to 654 code for a protein of 155 amino acids. Gene Ontology annotation, cellular component: nucleus. The record is from RefSeq and is a predicted model, not a curated record.
UGGACUCAGAUCCUGCUGAGGGAAGAGAGACAACUCUUCAUCGGCGUGUAUAACGCGCUUUGCAUCUUUCACGGAAACGUGUCAACGGACGUUUUUUCAUCCUACAGAUAUUUUGUGCUUUGCCGUGAUACUGACCCCCAAGCGCACACAAGACGCUGCUGACUUUCUCUAAGGUGUCACCAGGUAAUGAGCUUACUGCUGAUUUCUAGCUCAAGCAUGAAGGACCGUGACUCUCUGACCCUCCUGCACUACACAAACUCUGGCAAAACUGGUCCACAGUACCCACCUCCCAAUCUCCACUCUUCCUCUCCUGGCAUUACCAAGUCCCAGCCCUUCUGCCUGCAGUCCAGCCAGCACCUCAUAGCCUCCAUGCAGCUGCAGAAACUCAACAGUCACUAUCAGAGCCUGGCUGCCUCUUCUACGGUUUCUUCUGGACCUAACAGAGGAUUUGGCAAUGCUUCAAUGAGUCCGACACAAAUCUCUGGCCCUGGGAUGGCUCAAGGGUCUGGGAUCAUAGAUUCUGAUCCAGUGGAUGAGGAUGUCCUGAUGUCUCUGGUAGUGGAGCUUGGUUUGGACAGGGCUAAUGAACUUCCAGAGCUGUGGCUGGGCCAGAAUGAGUUUGACUUCAUAUCAGAUGUCCCUGCUGGGUGCUGACCCCUAAAAGAAAUUCGCCAAUCACUUUUUUUGGCUGCUUCCUUUUUUGCACCUGAGACACUGUUGGAUGGCUCAUGAAAAUGUGAGCCUGUUUUUGAAGGCUCAUUUCAUGUGUAAAGACAAAUUCAAGCUGCAGAGGUAUAGAGAACUCUCACAAUCAAAGGACUACUUGGACCACUCCAGCAGAGGCUCUCUCAAAACUAAAACUUGGUUACUUUUGUUAUUCACAUUGCGAUAUUGCUUGUUAUAAUCCUUUCCACUUUUUCAAGCUCUGGUUUCAAAGUUUCCAUUCAUGGAGUAAAGUCAUAAGCUUCACACAUGGACUAGACCUGCAACACAACUAAAUGUUUUUUUGUCCCCCCAACGUCUACUACAGAAGUAGGCCUUUUUUUUUUUUUUUUUUUUUAAUUGAGUGGUCAUCUUCACCAACUGAAGUCUAAACUAAAACAAAAUGUGUGAAUCCACAUUACAUUUCUCGUGAAAGAUUAGAUAUUAAUGCAGUCUAAUGGAUUGGCUUCAUCUAUUGGCACCUGCCAUCUGUGGGUUCUGUCCAUACGAGCAGCCGGGUGGUGUUUCUGUUCUGUAAUGGAAGGUGAUCCUGAAACCAGCAUGGGCUACUCUUUUCCAAAAUGCAUGUCAUCACAAGACUCCUUUCCAUUGGGGUAACCUGAUCUAUGCGACAGUUUUCCAUGGGUAAAUAUAUUAAUGAUGGACGUGUCCAUUUACUCCACUCGUAGCCUCACUUUAGGUCUAGAAGGAUUGUGAGCAUAACUAGAAACUCAACAGAUUAUUUCAAGCAAACUAAAUAGUUUAGAUUAUGAACCCUAUUAUAAGAGCACUAUAUUUGUAUGUGUUUAAUCAAAUGUCUUUUUGUUUUUGUAUAAGAAUAGAAAAAUUAUCUAAAAGACUCUACUGUCGUGAUGUUUAGCGUUGACUAAUGCAGACCUGUGUUUAUAAAAUAAUGGAGUAAUCUCUUUAUUUUGGCUUAUCAGUCCUGAGUGAAUCAUAAGUGGUGAUUGUUUUGGUUUUUUUUUGUUAGCACUUUCCUUCCAUCUUGUGUAAUUUUUCUACAAAAGAUGUGAUCACUGUUCUAUUUAAAGUGUAUUCUAUUUUGUUUUUCAAAAUAUACAUAAAUAAAAAGUACAGAACUAAAA